This is a messenger RNA of Bacillus rossius redtenbacheri, 1846 nucleotides long. RefSeq lists its product as uncharacterized. Bases 433 to 1161 code for a protein of 242 amino acids. NCBI's taxonomy places the organism in Eukaryota, Metazoa, Arthropoda, Insecta, Phasmatodea, Bacillidae. Gene Ontology annotation, molecular function: N-acetyltransferase activity. The transcript is spliced from 3 exons. The record is from RefSeq and is a predicted model, not a curated record.
AUUCACGCCUACAGCCUACUCGCUGUGGGCGUUUCGGAAUUGGGCUCCAGGUAGGCGUCAAGUAUGAAACAAAUAUUUAAAAAAAUACACACACACAAAUUAAAAAAAUUAGUCUGUCCGAGUUUCUGCUUCCGAUGUGCACGAACAGCCGAAUUUGAAAUGUUCUUUAGCUUAUCAAAGCACUAUUUUUUAAAAAAAAUUCUGUUUUUGCCAUCAGCUGCCUUCUUGAUAUAUAUAUAUAUUUUUUUUUUUUUUUUUGCUGUUUCACACUUGCGUCAUACUGCUGUGGCACGGCGUAAACAGAGAUAAGCGCCUCUGGACGCCAGAUCACAAGGAGAAGAUAUUCGGACAGAGAUCCAGUGCCGCCCGCACUUCACGAGCGAACAGCUGGCUGGGAAGCCCUGCAGGUAGAAGCAGCAGCCCAGGAGGAAGAUGCCCAGCUGGAAGAGACCCGACUCAGUGCCGCACCCCAAGGUGUGGCGUCGAGCGGUCGGCAGGAAGCCGGUGGAUGGCAAGGUGCCGUCCUUCGUCAUCCAGGACGUUCCCGAGGACCGCGAGGAGGAGCUAGUGGACUUCAUGGAGGAGCAUUUCAUGCAUAAUGAGCCUCUCUGCAAGUGCCUCAACAUAAACAGUGACUCGCCGAGCGUGAAGGAUAAGCGCGGCCUCUGGGAGGAGAUGCUGGCCCAGAGGAUAGCCGUCGUCGCCUUCCUCGAGGACGACGGACCCCGGCCCAGGAUCGCGGGCGCCAACAUGCUGGGCGUCGUCACCCGAGCCGAGAAGAGCGUGAAACACGAGCAUCAAGGGGCUGUCAUUAAGAAGAUCAUAAAUCUUCUGGACUACUUGGACUCCCUGGCAGACCCUUUCAAGAAGUACGGAGUGGAGGAGUACAUCACGGCUAUGGGACUGUCGGUGGCCAAGGAGUUCCAAGGCCAAGGGCUGGGCAAGGAGCUUCUGAAGGCCAGGUUCGACGUGGGCCGGGCCGUGGGGGUGAAGCUGACGGUGACUGCAUUCAUCGCCAUAGAGUCUCAGGUGCUGGCCACCAGGGAGGGCUUCGAGCAGUUGGCGCGCAUCGACUACAAGGACUACAAGGUGGACGGCAAAGAGGUGUUCCCGGGAAUAACCAGCAAGUGUGCCAUUCUCAUGGCUAAGAGGAUAGAAUGAACAGCCACCUUGGGGCUAGGGUUGUGAGGCAAGCCAAUAUGUCAAAAUAAACCAUGACAUGCUAGGUUUUUUGAACGGUUGAUAUUAUUCCAAAGGGCGAUUCAGCGAGCGAAAGGCUACAGCUUGAAACCGAUACGUCGAGAUGGACAUUUCGAGCGAUAUCUCGAUAUCAACAUAUCAAGGAAGACUUGUGGAUACCGAUAAAAAUUGGGUCAAGACUUACAUGUUAAAGUGUAAUAUAUUAUUCGGUUGUCAUAUAAAUUUUGAAAAUUAUAUUUUAAACUUAUUAAUUAUUUACACCAAAUGUUUUAAUGUCCUGCAAAUGUUUCUGAAUAUUUCAAAGGGUUUACUUUGAAAUUAACUUAAACAUUAAUAAAAAUGAAUGUCAUGAAGUCUAAAAUAUAAAUGACGAAAUGUCAAGUUCUACAUGUAGAGAUCAAUACUUCGAGCCCUAUAGCUAGAGUAAUAUACGUUAAUGGUAAAUGUUGAGAUCGAUUUCUCUUGGUAUAAGUUUAUUUUUUCAAACUAUUCCUAAUUAAUCCAAACCUAAAAGUGUAACUUUUAUUACAUGUUUAAUAUGUUACUGUAUAGAGUAAACUCAACUAUAUUAAAAAAAAUAUUUGUGAAAAAGUAUUUAACUACAUAAGUUUAUUCAGCACUAAUAAAUAGAGGUGAUCUGUGUCUA